GUUCCAACAUUAGGUAAUUAACGCGAUAACUAACGUGACCUACAUUUAACAGAAUGACCGACUUAGCUCCUAAUCAUUGCAUUUUAAAAUUUAUCGCGAAUGUAGGUUAGCUGUACGCUUAUUUUGAGUGAAAGAAAACUCUAUGUAAACGAUCUCAGUUUGAAACGUAUUGUUAACCUAAAUACUGACGGUAUAUAAACUGUGUUUUUAAGACGUUAAGUUUCCUUGCACAAUUAAUAUUGGAUUUGAUUCGCGAUUAUAGAGACACUAAAACGCUCGCCGGGACCGUAUUUUUCUUUUUAUAUUGUGUUGUCAAUUUGGAAUAGUACAAGGACUGGUGCACUAACAAAUCAACAUGAUGUACAUCGGUCAGCUAUUGAUACCAGCAGACUGGACAGUGUUAGCACUGCUUGCUUUGGUCAGUAUAUUGACUGUCGUUUACGUCACUUCCGCUUCAUCGUCUCGCAAGCUACCCCCAGGACCAAAGCCCUGGCCGAUAGUUGGCAACCUACCUUACAUACGUCGUCAAAACAAACCCAUGUUCGAGGUGAUGCUUACGUUACGCCAACAGUAUGGUGACGUUGUGAGGUUGAAACUCGGUCCAAGCCUUAAUUUUAUCUUCAUCAUGGGAAAAGAUAACGUUUACAAGGCGGCCGUGGAUAUGAAAGACAAAUUUAAAUUCAGACCAAAUAAUUUCUUUGCCACUAACUACAUAUUUCAAAAUAAAGGUAUACUUUCGGCAAACGGCGCCGAACACACUGCUCUCCGGAAGUUGAUUCUUGUGACGAUGAGAGACUUUGGAGUUGGCCGAAAGUCACUGGAGGAAUGUAUACAGGAAGAGGCUAGGCUGUUGUGUGAUCUUAUAGAGAGCAAGAAGGGUCAGCCAACGUAUUACCUAGACAACUUUAAGAUGGGUGUGUCCAAUAUCGUCGCUGGUAUUGUGUACGGAAACAGGUUUGAAUAUGGGGACCCUACGUUUCUAAGGAUAUUAGGCAAUAUCGGCACAUUUUUUAAAACCCUGAGCAUAUUUCUUCCUGAGAACUACUUCCCGCUUCUACGUUUCCUACCCGGAUCAAAGUUAAUGGCGCUGUUCAACGUGUACAAAGAUCUGGAAGCAUACGCGAAGUCCAGAAUUGACGAACAUCGGCCGACUUUUGACCCAGAUAAUUUGAGAGACUUUGUCGACAUUUAUCUGAAAGCAGAACAAGAAGGGGACAAAACUCUAACGGCGGAACACAUGUACCGUGUAAUCGUGGAUCUAUUUAAUGCGGGCACAGACACAACAGCAACUGCAAUGACUUGGGCAGUCCUUUUCCUCAUGAAUAAUCCUAAAAUACAGCAGAGGUGUCGGGAAGAAAUACUUAAGGAAGUGGGUGAAGACAGGCAGGUCCAACUAUCAGAUAAGGAGAAACUGCCCUACCUUCAAGCAUUCAUUAAUGAAGUGCUUCGAUUAGGUUCUGUUACCCCACAUAGCGCACCAUACAGCAACAUGGAAGAUGUCGAGUUUGAAGGUUACAUUAUACCAAAAAACUCUUUAGUGUUUUAUGGCCUUAUUACCCUCCUCACGGACAAGUCCACCUGGCACGACCCGGAAGUGUUUAGACCAGAACGUUUCCUUGACGACAAAGGCCAACUGAGGAACGAAAAAGAACAGAAGGAACACUUUACACCAUUUAGUCUAGGAGCUCGUGCAUGCCUUGGCAAGCAUCUGGCACGCAUGGAAGUGUUCAUAUUCAUCGGAACGCUCAUCCAGAGGUUUCGAUUUUCAACACCUCCUGGUUGUACUGCUCCAUCCGAAGAUCGCGUGCAGACAGGGGUCACGUGUCAGCCACACCCAUUUGAAGUGUGUGCAACACCGGUAUAGCACCGACAUCAAUCUGGACAAAAUGUAGCUAAAGAAUAUUGUCUUUCUUAAAAUGGUGUUUUUCAAUCAUGGCCCUCUCCAAUACAAUACCCAUGUCGAAUUCGGUUUGGAAUGUCCAUGUUAAUUCCAUGAGCGGAUUCUUUUAACUUAAGAGGUGCAUACAAGUAUUGUAAGAACAAAGAGGUUCUUAACUGUGUUUUUAAACAAAUCAAAACUUAAUGAAACAUCUUCUUGUUUCAGCAUGUUGGCUUAUUAAAUAAAAAGAUCAAUAAGCUAUUUCUAAAGCAGGUGUCAUGAAUCUAGCCUAAGGGUAGUUUAUCUAUCAUUGCACACUUACUAUUUUUACAAGAAUUGCCGACCAACUCGGCCUGCAAUGGUUAUAAAUAUAAGAUGCAUACAAUUAUAUUGAUUUUAUUGUAGUCGUUUUUUGACGUCGCGUGGAAACACUACGACAGUUUAGGAUAGGUCUCAAUGUUGUACUAUGGAGGGUCACGUGAUUAUAAUUGGCCACCCAAAUUUAUUAUUGUAAAAUUAAAAUAUAAAAUAUGUUUGAUAAAAAAAACCCUUUAUAAACAAACAAUUGCACAAAAUGAUUAACGUAAAAGGAAACGUUUGUCUUAUACCGUUAUUACAAACCUCUUGGUUAACGAACCUAAGGACCCGAUUCAUCAAAGCUCAGGGAAAAACGUUUCGGGGGAUUUUUUCUUAUUUAAAAUAAUCGGAAUUAUAAUAAAUGGGUAAACUUGAAAAGUCAAUAACCAUUCAUUACAUAUACUACUAUCAAUGAUAUCAUGUAGAAACUGUACGUAAACCAAAAAUAUUACAUACGCUCACACGAUGACCCGUCAGCCAAUCAAAUCGCAGGAAUUUUAGUUAAGAUUCUUCCGGUUUGAGUUUACCCACAAGAAGACUUGUGGUCUAACGGGUCGGUGGAAUUACCGGAAAACCGAAAAAAAGGAAAACACUUUAAUGUUCAUAAGUAUAUACAAUAGAGUAUGCGAAGAGGAUUGAUGCGGCUGGGGUUCAUACUAUUUUGUGUUGGAGGGGUGUGUAACAUAUACCAACAUAUUAACAUUCUUACACAGUCGUAGGUGCUGAUAUUGUCAGUACAGUGAGCGAGCAGAGUCUGGUAUUAUUUAAAUUACAUGAUAAGUACAAUACUUCGUCUUAGUAACAACUUCUAAAGAUUUUUCCUAUCAAGCUAGAUUAAUUAUAACAUGUUAACCAACUACACGCCAAUGUACCAUGCUGUUAUUCCCAUGUAUAUAAUGCUACUUACAAAUUUGCUAUUGAAAUGUAAAUGAGUAUAAUUUAAGGAAUAUUCUUGAAAGAACUAACCAUUAUACAGUGGUAUGUCAACUAGCGGAACUGUGUGUAUGUGGAUUGCCCGUACAGAAGGGGGAAACUAGUUAAUUUUAUCACUGUGUUCAGUGCUCAAAUCCAUCUUACUUUUGUAAUUGUAUGCAUGAGUUUAAAAAAGAACAGCCUUUGUAAAUACUUCUUCCAUUAUUUGUACCUAUUUUAAACUAUAUGCUUUUACUUCCAGGUUACACGCUCAUUUUUAUGUUUGGAUAUGUUAUGUAUGUUUGUUAUUCAUGUCUUCUUUUAGUAAAAGUCCAUUAAGUUAUCAAUAAUUUAAUUCUUAGAUUUUUCUCACAUUGGAGUAAAAAUAAUAUUAUAAUUGUACACCACCCUAAAAUUGUCGAAGUGAUCUUUUCACUGGUCGACAUAUAGACCUUAACGGUCAAUGUCGUGGUAACCUUAUGAUUACCUUCAGCUUAAAAUCGGUUUCCGAUCUAUAUAUAAACAAUGCUUUAAUCCACAUACCUCAAACUUGGUAUCCUGAUUUAAUGCAUCGGCUUCCUUUUAGUCCUGCUCCAAAAAACAUUCGGUACGUCUUUGAUGCUUUGCAUCAAAAUUCAUCUUGUUUGUAGGCGGUAAAAGGAAAAAAAAAUGUUGACGGCCCUACGCGAGUUUCUCCCUUUAAUAUAAAAAUAGUAACAUUUUUCCUAUAACCUUAUGUUUUAUACAAUGUUUAAACUAUUGCAUGUUAUCUUUGAUAAUAAACAAUCUGAAUGGAAGAA
This is a messenger RNA of Mya arenaria, 3948 nucleotides long. Its product is annotated as cytochrome P450 2B4-like. Bases 356 to 1864 code for a protein of 502 amino acids. Gene Ontology annotation, molecular function: oxidoreductase activity, acting on paired donors, with incorporation or reduction of molecular oxygen, reduced flavin or flavoprotein as one donor, and incorporation of one atom of oxygen; heme binding; iron ion binding. Gene Ontology annotation, biological process: xenobiotic metabolic process. Gene Ontology annotation, cellular component: cytoplasm; intracellular membrane-bounded organelle. NCBI's taxonomy places the organism in Eukaryota, Metazoa, Mollusca, Bivalvia, Myida, Myidae. The record is from RefSeq and is a predicted model, not a curated record. The transcript is spliced from 11 exons.